Molecule: messenger RNA, 228 nt
Organism: Penicillium cosmopolitanum
Lineage: Eukaryota; Fungi; Ascomycota; Eurotiomycetes; Eurotiales; Aspergillaceae
Exons: 2
Coding region: 1-228 (75 amino acids)
Source: RefSeq, a predicted model, not a curated record
AUGAUUGGAGUUCAGGCUAGUGGCAAAGGCUCUCGGAGAAAAGAUUUCACAGAUCUUUCAGAGCAAAUGUUUACGGUGGUUGAGAGAGGGACCGAUUGGCUGUCAAUCUUCAAUAACUCCAAGAUAUACCCUCUGGGGUCUCCUCGUUCCCCAGCCCAUGUGCAGGCGAUAGAAGACGGAAGCCGUGCUACAGAACAGACAUCUAUGGAUCCCUCCGACGGAAUAUAG